UUUGGCUGAUGGAGGGGGCUGGAAAGGGAGCUGGGUUAUAGACUAGUUGCACCCCACUUUCUAUACAGCAAAGGGUUGCUGCCAGGCUCUUGUGACAGCCUCCGCUGCCCAUGGAGACUGCGACCCCCACUCUGGCAGCUGGGGGUUGAACCCCUUUAUUUGCUCCCUUCACGCCUUAUUUCUGCAGAGCAACAGAUUUCCAGGUCUUGCCUUCUCCUAACCAGUAAGAACCGGGAUCUUGCAGUGAUGACACCUGACAAACAGUUGACUCUUGGCUAGUGCUGUAAUCUGAAGAGUUGUGGCCUCUGUGGAAGCUGUCAAGAACUCGGGUUGCAUCUUUUUGGCAAGUUAAAAUUUGUACGGAUUGGCUACAGGGACAUUGUGCCUGAUCUGAGGGAAAAUAUGGAGUUUGCUGAGCUUAUCAAGACACCUCGAGCUGAUAACGUCAUACUUUACCGCCCUUUUUAUCCAUUAGUGGAAGGGACUCUCUGCUUGACAGGGCAUCACCUGAUUUACUCUUCGCGGCGGCAGGACAAUGUAGAAGAGCUUUGGCUUCUUCAUUCCAACAUUGAUUCUAUUGAAAAGCGGUUUCUUGGCUCCUUGGGCACCAUCAUUAUCAAAUGCAAAGACCUGCGGAUUAUUCAGCUUGACAUUCCUGGCAUGGAGGAGUCUCUGAACAUAGCUAGCUCCAUUGAGGCACUGUCCACUCUAGAUUCCAUCACCCUGAUAUAUCCUUUCUUUUACCGGCCCAUGUUUGAAGUCAUUGAAGACGGCUGGCACUCCUUCUUGCCUGAACAAGAAUUUGAGCUUCUCAGUUCAGUAACAAAUGAAUGGAAGCUGAGUCACGUCAACAAAGACUUCUCUGUCUGUCCCUCUUACCCGCCAAUUGUCAUUGUCCCUAAAUCAAUUGAUGAUGAAUCUCUUUGUAAAGUUGCCACAUUUCGCCAUGGUGGACGCUUCCCGGUACUCAGCUAUUACCACAAGAAAAAUGGGGUGGUGAUGAUGCGCAGUAGCCAGCCACUCACAGGUACCAACGGGAGGCGCUGCAAGGAAGACGAGAAGCUGAUCAAUGCCACUCUACGGGCAGGGAAGCGUGGCUACAUCAUCGACACCCGUUCUCUGAACAUUGCCCAGCAAGCCCGGGCCAAAGGUGGGGGCUUUGAGCAGGAGGCCCAUUAUCCACAGUGGAGGAGGAUUCACAAAUCUAUUGAGAGGUACCAUAUCCUUCAAGAAAGCCUCAUCAAGCUGGUGGAGGCCUGCAAUGACCAAUCACAUAAUAUGGACCGGUGGCUUAGUAAGUUGGAGGCAUCCAAUUGGCUGACCCACAUCAAGGAGAUUCUGACCACUGCCUGCUUGGCUGCUCAGUGCAUUGACAGAGAAGGAGCAUCUGUCUUGGUCCAUGGGAGCGAAGGAACUGAUUCAACACUACAGGUGACUUCUCUGGCUCAGAUUAUUUUAGAUCCAAGAUGCAGGACCAUACGUGGCUUUGAAGCUCUGGUUGAGAGGGAGUGGCUGCAGGCUGGUCACCCAUUUCAGCUGCGCUGUGCCCAGUCAGCCUACUCAAAUAGCAAGCAAAAAUGGGAGGCCCCUGUCUUCCUGCUCUUCUUGGACUGCGUCUGGCAAAUCCUUCGUCAAUUCCCUUGUUCCUUUGAGUUCAACUACCACUUCCUCAUCAUGCUCUUUGAACAUUCCUAUGCUUCCCAGUUUGGCACUUUCUUGGGCAACAAUGAAAAUGAAAGGUGUAAGCUCAAGCUGCCCCAGAAGACGAUGUCCUUGUGGUCUUGGGUGAAUCGGCCUGAAGAACUCAACAGGUUCAAGAAUCCUCUCUUUGAGGCCAAUAGUCUGGUGAUCUGGCCCUCAGUUGCACCGCAGAGUCUGCAGCUCUGGGAAGGAGUCUUUCUCCGUUGGAACCGAUCCUCCAAAUUUCUAGAUGAAUCCUAUGAAGAAAUGAUCAAUAUCAUCAAAUAUAACAAGGAACUUCAAGUGAAAGUGAAUAUGCUGAGGAGGCAGCUGGUGGAGCUGGAGACAGAUGACAACAUGCAGGAUGAUGGGAUGCCAGAGAGUCCCUGA
This is a messenger RNA of Eublepharis macularius, 2070 nucleotides long. RefSeq names its product myotubularin related protein 9 (gene MTMR9). NCBI's taxonomy places the organism in Eukaryota, Metazoa, Chordata, Lepidosauria, Squamata, Eublepharidae. Gene Ontology annotation, biological process: negative regulation of autophagy. Bases 403 to 2070 code for a protein of 555 amino acids. The transcript has 11 exons. The record is from RefSeq and is a predicted model, not a curated record.